AGAAUUCGGUUUAAAAAAUUUUCUUAUGAUCAUAUAUUAUCUCAAUUAAUGUUACGUGCUUCACUUAAAAUUGGUGAAUUCUUGACUACUGUGGUAGUUGUCAAAAAAUGGCUGAGAAGAGGAAGGGAAAGAAACGAAAGGAGGAGCUCCCGGAAGAUGAACCAGAGAAACCAUCAAAGGAAGAAUAUGCAUUAGCAAAAUGGCUGCGCAAGAAUGUGCCUACGAAGAAAACAAAGUUUUUAAACCACAAUGUAGAAUACUUUACAGCUGUGAAAGCAGUAGACGCAGUGAUGGCUUCACAUUGGGUAUUGGCCAAAGAAGGAGAGGAAGCAUUCUUUUCUUCCAGGAUUGAUGUAGUUGAGUUUCUAGACAGAAUGUUGAGGCAUAAGUUCUUUCACCGAGCCAAGAAGAUCCCAGUAAGUGAACAAGAACUGAAAGCAAAAUUGAAAAAAAAGGACAAAGAUCGUAAGAAAGAUGGUGAUGAUAAGCGUAAAAAGGAUGAUGAAAAAUGUGAGGAUGCUGAAAGUAGUCAUGCUGAAGGAGAAAAAAAGGAUGAAAAGUCUGCUUCUCAGGAGGACAAAGAAAAAAAGAAGAGAAAGAUCCGCCUUGAAAUGCACUUAGACCAGCUCUUUGUUGAUGGAUUGGAUGCAUAUGUUUGGAUCUAUGACCCGAUUCCAGUGUAUUACUGGUUUUUUGGCACAUUGCUAGUGCUUGGUGCUAUUGCUAUCUGCUUAUUUCCUUUGUGGCCACCAUCUGUAAGGAAGGGUGUCUACUACCUUAGUGUUGCAGCAGCUGGAUUUUUAGUUUUUAUCAUAGCACUGGCAGUUUUGAGACUGAUUGUCUUUUGUCUGCUCUGGGCACUUACUCUUGGCAAACAUCAUCUUUGGUUAUUACCAAACCUAACUGAAGAUGUUGGUUUUCUGGCAUCAUUCUGGCCCUUGUAUCAGUAUGAAUAUAAGGGAGGAGAAUCAAAGGGGAAGAAAAAAUCAAAGAAGAAGAAGGACAAGGACUCUGACAAUGAAGAUGAGAAGCAAGAUGAUGAUCCUGAAUCGAAAGAGGAAUCUACAAAAGCAGAUAAUGAGGGAAGGCUUGCAGCAUCAGAUGAUGCAGAAAAAGAAGCUGAAAAUUCUGAAAGUGAGUCAGAAAGUAGCCAGAAAUCUCAAACAGGUAAAGAUUUUGAGAUGGUAGAGAGAGAAGAAGUAGAGUCUUAACAACAGAAUAUUUGUUAAUAAGUUUGCAUAAAAAAUCUGUUGGAAGGCUGAAAUAUCAGCACAGCCUGCAGUAAAGUUACUUUCACAAUUUCUGUCAGUUGUUUUGUAAACUAUAAACAGAAUCAUCUUGUAAGGUAAUUAACUGCUGAAAUAUAGCACAUUCAGAUGUUCUGGAUAUAUUUUGGCCAAGUGGAAAACUUUGUUUAUGGAAUCAUGGAAAGUGUAUUAGUUCAGGAGCUUGCCACUUUUUUGUCACAUUGUUUGCACUUAAACUUUAAAAUAUUGAAAUGCAGUACACAGGAUAACUAUAUUUGAAACAUCUGCAUUUUAUUAAUAAAACAGUUAUUUCAUUACAUGUUGCAUAUAUUUAUUUGCUAGCCACUCAGGACAGAGCUAGUUUCAUUGGCAGUAUUGUUAAUAUGAGUGGUCCUCUUAUAUAAACUUGUUGUUGUAGUAAGCAAUGUUUUAGUUAAUGGAGUUUCUUCUUUCUCAGUGAAAUCAUUAUUUUUAUGUAUUUCCUUGAUGCAAAGCUGCAGAAUCAUAUCUAGAGAAAUGAACACGUAAUUGAAAGUGUUUAUUUAAAACAUGAUCAUCAUGAACACACAAAAAUAUGGGAAUAGGUUGUAUUAUUGUGUACUGAGAUUUCAUGACUGAGGGUGCUGAUUUCUGAAAUUGUUGUGUGUCCUCUCGUGUAAACCUGUGAAAUACAUACGGUGGUGAGAAAGUCUCAUAUUAAACAACUGUUAUUAUUAUUAUUAUUUACUGUACAAGACAAAUGUUUCCUGUAUGAAUAAACAGUGUUAGCUUUUAUCUCACCGUGGGUGCAGGUGUUGGAGAGAGAGAUUCGCUACAUUACUGUAAUAUGAAGAAUAAAAAAAAAUUGGUGGUGACAUAGUGAA
This is a messenger RNA of Schistocerca serialis cubense, 2110 nucleotides long. It is a transcript of the gene Trp1, whose product is annotated as translocation protein SEC62. The record is from RefSeq and is a predicted model, not a curated record. The transcript is spliced from 8 exons. Gene Ontology annotation, cellular component: endoplasmic reticulum; endoplasmic reticulum membrane. Gene Ontology annotation, biological process: post-translational protein targeting to membrane, translocation. Lineage: Eukaryota; Metazoa; Arthropoda; Insecta; Orthoptera; Acrididae. The coding region runs from base 108 to 1211 and encodes 367 amino acids.